Molecule: messenger RNA, 1952 nt
Organism: Schistocerca piceifrons (Central American locust)
Lineage: Eukaryota; Metazoa; Arthropoda; Insecta; Orthoptera; Acrididae
Exons: 7
Coding region: 855-1814 (319 amino acids)
Cellular component (GO): membrane
Source: RefSeq, a predicted model, not a curated record
CCUAUAUCGGAACAUAUUGAGACAAUUAUGAGUGCAUAAUGGGCAAGUAAAAAUGAGGGAUGCUGAAAGUUUAUUGGAAAAUGUUCAUAAUCGACAUUCGUGUUUUCGAGGAAAGCAGAAGCAGUUGGUGUCAGUAUCGUAAACAUGGCGAAUAGGCAUUUGGCAAUUGGUGGUUGCUUUAGAAGAAAUGUGCAUGAAUGCAUUGGGAGAAAACCGGCUCAAAAAACGUCAGACGGAGACGAUUAUAGUACAAUAUUUUCAUUUUUAUGAACACUAGAACCGUUUUGCACAAUUACGUAAAUAAAAUUUGCAAUUUCAAAAUAGUGUAUUUUGGGUAAAUAUCAAAAUAGGAGUGCAUGGGGAGAAAAAAUCGAACAUUUAUAUCAGCAUUUUUGAUGUGUACUUGACGAUUUGUGGCGGUUCGGAACGUGAGAGUUGAUGAACCGUUUGGUGAAACGUGGGUGGCCCGUGUGUUAGUACCUGUUAGCUUCAGGGACGUUUUUGUGUUCUAAAGAGCCAGGGAAGUGUAAUUUACAAAACAACGGCACCGUAAGAAGGCAGAAUGACUGCAUUCAGUCUGCAGAGGAAUACUACAGAAUCUAGAGCAGGAGUGGAAAUGUGAUAAGAGCACACUUGUCAAUGCGUUGGCGGAAAAUUUGUCACAUCAGAAUGGUACUGGGAUGUACAUCUCAGUUUGUCAGCUCUUGAAUCAAAAGCAUUACAUUUACCAUGUUGCUAUGAGCAGGUUGGAGUGUGCAGCCCUGGACAGUACUGUGUGAGGAGGAUGGGUGCAGGGCACCGCCUGCGGGCUUAGCAGCCCCCCCGUCCGCGCCGCUCUGCGCCGCGCCGGGGCCAUGCAGCCGGAGCCCGGCCCCGGCCGCUACAUUAACUCUGUAUCAGAUCUGUACGGAACUGAUGAAAUAGAGGUCCUGCUGGAGGAAAUACGCGAACUGGAGCCCACAAGCUAUCGCCCUGACGAGAUCCAGGAUUUUGAAAUAGCUGGUAGCCGGACAGGAACAGGUGAUGAUGAUGACUGUGGCUCACCCAUCAGUGGUACUGUACACUCCUGGGAUUCACACGCUAACUAUCGCCAUCAGCUGCCACGCUCGACUCCAUCUGCUUCCCUGUUCUCUGGUGUUGUGCUAUAUUGUGAUGAAACACACCUCAAGUCAUCUACAGGAGUGGUUCGAGUACUGCUUGUGAUUUCAUCCGUUGCUUGCCUUGCCUGCCUGUGUUCUUCGGGUACAGUGAAAGUGGGACUCUUUAUGCUUCCCUUAAUUGGCCGGCUUCGCCUUAUGAUGUUUGUGACAGUGUUCAGUCUUCUAGUGACAUGUUUGUUUAUUUUCCUGGACAUAUCACAUAUUGUGUAUUUCUUUCCAUUUAACUGGGGAAAAGUGAAUGGAUUUUUCUACGUGAGUGUGAGUGUGCUGUAUCUAAUUAGCUCAUCAUUAAUUAUUCAUCUAAUCCAUGUAUACCACGAGUCAUACUCUUGGGUUCCAAAAUGGACUCGAGAACAGCUUCUCAUAGCAGGGGCACUGGGAUAUGUCUGUGCCCUGGAAGCGCUCUUCCUGUCCAUCAUCACCCGCUGCAGGUCGCCUCCCUACAGGCCUGUGGACGAAGAUCCCAGCCAGGUGACUGCCCUGCAGGAAAGACCGACCUCUCCUGCAAGGCUGGUACCAUCACCCCCACCAUCACCUCACUGGGCAGAACCUUCCACGUCUGGUCUGCCCGGACCCUCACCGGCACCCGUCGACGAUGACAGAGUUCGACCGUGCUCAUCCAAAUAUUUGGACAUGUACUCUGUCACACGAUAGCAAUCACGAGCAGCAGAUCUGUAGGCAGCAAGGAACAUAGGUAAUUACUAUGGUGCAGAUCUGUUUCGUCGUUACUGAGGUAGUACAAUCCAGCCAACUUUAAUGAAAUUGCUGUUUUGAAGUGUCAACGAUGUGGCA